Molecule: messenger RNA, 237 nt
Organism: Pochonia chlamydosporia 170
Lineage: Eukaryota; Fungi; Ascomycota; Sordariomycetes; Hypocreales; Clavicipitaceae
Exons: 1
Coding region: 1-237 (78 amino acids)
Source: RefSeq, a predicted model, not a curated record
AUGGACAGCCUCAGACGUGGUGCGGACAAGGAAAAAUAUGAGUAUUGGGUGCGCUCAUGGCUGUUUCUGAGAUAUAAUGGUGUAUACCUGGAUGUCGGUGUAUAUUUGGCCGCAGUGGUGAUCUGGGCAGAAGAGGAAACCUUGCCAUCAAUUAAUAUCAAUCCCUUCCCUCAGCCUCAAGGAAAUGCCGUUGCGGCUCAUGUAUAUGGCGCUAACAACAAGGUUGGACUUCUGUAG